AUGCGUGACAUACCCUUCAUUCAUCGAUAUGAGACUCGUGAAGCCCUAGUCAAAGCGCAAGAAGCUACGAGCUGCUUCCCGAGAAUGGACGUCAUUUCGGCAUCCAUCGCUUUCACGCUUCGAAAUAUGUUCCCAACGGCCGAAUUGGAAAUUUAUUCCUUCAAGGGGCACGCUGCCACCUAUUGGCUGUGUAUUCAGCGCUUUUCUGAAAGAACUGCUUUAUUCGGCUGCCAUGACGGAGAGUACGAAGCUGACCUCUAUACAAAAGGACUUCGACAGAUUCUCGCCCAAUCGGUGCUAAUUCAAGGUAUUUCCUAUUCUAAUCUAGGCCAAAUUUUCGUCGAUGAGAUUAUGAUAAAAGAGUCGCUAGCUGUGCUGGCAGAAUGUGGGGUGGGACACGGCCAUCAGGCACCUUAUCUCAUACUCGUCCCGCCAUCGUCACAACCAUUUCACAAAAUUCCACCAAUUCCCCAUGGGUUCACGUUGCGACCCCUAAAUGCCAAUGAUGCUCUUUAUGUGGCCGAUACGUGGAAAUAUUCAGAAGAGGGAGAGGAAGAGGCCCUAAAGCUCCGUUUCGAGGAGCCGAGCGCAGCCCUAAUCGACGACAAAACGGGUCUUCCGGUGGCUUUCUGUUUCCUGGAAUACUAUGGAAUGUUAUCAGGACUCUGGACAGCACCCGAGCAUCGAGGAAAGGGCUUUCGAAACAUUGUCUUCUACGAGAUGCUACGACGAACGGAAGAAAAACGGGGUUUCUGCCCCUCGUAUUCCGUUAACGAUCAGAAUUCGGCUAUGCUACGAUGGAUACCCGAGGAGCACAAACUAUUCUGGCCCGAUGGUUCACUUGUGAAGAUGACGUACGCUCCGAUACACCAUGACGGCAAAUUUAAACCGCCUGUCGGAAUA
Messenger RNA from Mesorhabditis spiculigera, 903 nucleotides. The record is from the annotation of a GenBank genome assembly. Lineage: Eukaryota; Metazoa; Nematoda; Chromadorea; Rhabditida; Rhabditidae.